Pocillopora verrucosa is the source of this 2014-nucleotide messenger RNA. The record is from RefSeq and is a predicted model, not a curated record. NCBI's taxonomy places the organism in Eukaryota, Metazoa, Cnidaria, Anthozoa, Scleractinia, Pocilloporidae.
CGAGAUGUCUGCUAUAAAGGCCAGCACUGACACACUUGGCUCAUGAAUCCCUGAGGACAGCGACAGAGAAGCUAGAGGUACACAGCAAUGACGAUUAUGAUUAAGUUAGUUCUCCCACUUCUUGUGGUACUCCUGGUCUCCACAGAGUCUGAGAGCCUAAAGCUUGGUCGCUUAUUUGGCAAACGUCCUUCAGGAGGAUUCAGCUUUGCUGAUUUGGCAAAUAAAAUUCUUUCUAAGCUUCCAUUUAAGAUUCCCGGAUUUGGACAACAGAAGCCAGUUUCACCGACAAGUACACCUUCUCCUGAUGGCUUGCCUUCAUUCUGUUCUAAGCACGACUGCCCUCGAUUCUAUGAAAAGAUCAAUGCAUCGGAUUAUACUUUACGCUGUUAUCCGAAGCCAUACAAAUGGGUCUCAACCACUGUCGAAGGCCAAGCUUCCAAAGACGCCAGCAGAACUGCCUUCUGGAAACUUUUCAGAUACAUCCAAGGCAACAACGAAGGAGGGAUGAAAAUCGAGAUGACAGUACCAGUGACAAACAGCAUGCAGUUGGAGGACCCUGAAUCGAACACCUUCUACAAGAUGAACUUCACCAUGAGUUUCUUUAUCCCUUACAAGCAUCAGGAAGACGCUCCUGCUCCAUCCGAAGAGGACGUUCAUCUGUCAGUCGUGCAGCCCUUCUGCGCGUAUGUAAAGGUAUACGGUGGUUUUUCAAACAUCAGGAAGGUGAAGGAAAACUACGACGCUUUGGUGAGGUCGCUGAAAAGGGAUGAACUUGAUGGGGAUAUCUCCACCGAUACGUUCUACACUGCUGGUUACAACAGCCCAUGGGAGUUAUUUAACCGCCGUAACGAGAUUUGGAUCGUGAGUAAGACGCACAGCCCAAAUUCAAGUGAGGAGAUUGAAGAAGAUUUUGAAAUCGGCAAUUUCGACGAAGGAAGUGUUACGCGGACAAGUGUUGUGAAGCUUUUCAAAAAGAUGCAGCGCCUCAUCGCCCUACUUGCUGUUGUCCUUCUGGCAUUUACCGAAGCAAAACCGAUGAACGGCGAACCAGCGUUUUGCAACAGAAUUGAAUGCCCCCACUUUAAAACUGUUAACAAAACAGCUAAUUAUGAACUCCGGUGUUACAAAGAAGACUACAAGUGGGCCUCUACAAUUGUAGCUGGUUACGAGUACGACAAGGCUGUUAGUAUGGGUUUCGAGCGACUGUUUGCUUACAUAGAGGGCGGAAACGUACCAAAGAAGAAAAUCCCCAUGACUGCCCCAGUUGCUGUAGAAGUCCAACCAGGACAGGGUCCUUUCUGCAAAAACAACUUCACAAUCAACUUCUUUGUACCUUUUGAGGAUCAAGAAAACCCUGCCGCACCUACAGACAAGGAUGUCUACAUCUCAACCUUAAAAAGGUUCUGUGCAUACGUUAUAGUGUAUGGAGGCUUCUCCAAAAUUAACAAAGUUCAGGAGUACUCUGAAAAAUUGAGUGAAGACCUUGUGAAGGAUGGACUUGGUGAUUCAUUUAGGAAAGACAUAUUUUUCACUGCUGGCUAUGAUAGCCCUUUUAAACUUUUUAACCGCCACAACGAGAUCUGGUUCAUUAAAAAAGACUCCCUUUUUAAACCCAUUCUCUUCUAAGCAUGCAUUCAACCAUUGGCUUCCUAAGUUAGCAAAGAGUUUACAAUUUAUGACUUAUUUUGAGCAGAAUGGAAGAGUCAUCUUUUUGAUAGAAAAGUUAUAAAAAUUUGCUUUUAGUCAUCAAAUUUUGUUAUUUUAUUGGUUUCAUAAGUUAGGUAAUAUGCUGAAUUUUAUAACUAUUCUUAGCAAAAUGAAGGAGUCUCCUUUUUGAUAGAAAAGUUAUAAUUUUUUCUUAUAAUCAAAGUUUGUAAUUUUUAUUGGUUUCAUACAGUAGCUAAUAUGCUGCAUUUGUAACUAUUCUUAGCAAAAUUUGAGGAGUCAUGCUCAUGCUUGAAAAGUUAUCAAAAUUUGUUUUUAAUUAACAAAGUUUGUGUUUUUUAUGCACAGU